AUGUUUCACGACGAGGAACCACAAACUAAAGUUGCUUAUAUAGAUUCUUUAGUAGAAACAACCAAAAAUAAAAAAAAAAUUAAACAGGUUCGCUUUAGUAAUGUUGAGACAUUUAUAUCCUCACCCAAGGAGAAUGCGAAAUUACCUGUAAACUGUAAGCCGGUAUCAAUUUUACGCAAUUCUUCCACAAAAUCCAAAGCCGCUUCUAGUGAUUAUUUUAAUGAUUUGCUUAUCAUUAAGCCAAUUGACUUAACUGAAGAGAAUAUUAGAGUACCUGUGACAUCAACUAAAACUCGCAAUGAAAUUGAAAAGGUAAAAAGUGUUUCUCAAAAUAAUGUAACUUCUACGUCUGGUCUAAAGUCAGCCGUUGAUGACAAAGAAGUAUCGAUUUUAUGGAAUUCACCUUUUGCUGAUGUGAAAAGUGGUGGUAUUUACGUUAAAAAUAUUGAAACUGGUAUUCCAGCUAAGUUGUCUGUUGAGAACAUUACCGCCAACAGUGUUUCCAAUAAGAAUUUUAUACCCCCCAAAAAAGAUAAUAAACUUUCCAACAAAACUACUGGGAACAAGAAUUCUAUGAGUUCUUCAAUUAAUUCUAGUCUUCGAGCUAAACCAUCUAUAAAAGAAAUUUAUGGUAAAUACAAUUCUGGUGGUAAUAAUCCUUUAAUAAAAUACGUUAGACCUAGAAGUAAACAGCAAAUUCGUUUGCUCACAACUCAGAUCAUGGAUGAUUACAAAAGAAGUAAGAAACUUAAAGGUAAGCUCUCUCCCUUAGACACACCGCGCGUAAGGUACUCUCCACUUGCAGUUCCGAAAAAACCAAGUAUACAGAACAUGCAUGCUGAAAAUAUGCUUAAACUUUUGGAACCUGUAUCGGAAGAAAUAAAAUCGAAGUUAAAGCAAUAUCGCAUUAGUGGAGGCGCAGAAUCUGACGUUGCAGAUACAAUGAAAGAGGAACUUCACGUAGACAUUACCAUUACUGAUUCCACCACUACUAUUGGUGAACGGCAACCGCUUACAUUAGCUUGUUCCGAUGAUGAAAAUAUGGAUGAAGUACACAAAACACGAAAUAGAUCAAAAUCAAAAGUUGGAAAAACCUCAGAGCCUACUUCUAAAGAUACUGGCGGGAAAUCAAUUUAUUUCGACCGUAUAUUUGAGCACUUGGAUGCCAUGGUUAAUAAAAGUAUAUCAAAUGCUAAAGCAAUUGUUGCAGAAAAUGAUUACAAAGAUGUUAAGAAGACAAAGAAGCAAAAUAAUAAGAUUGAACAGAAUAAAAAGAUAAAAAGUAGAGUUUCUAAGUACGAUAACUACAGAUUGGGAUUAAAUAAUGUAAUGGCUGAACAUAACGUUCCAGAAAGUAAUGAAACAGAUAAACCAACUGAAGGUGGUGCUGAAUCUCUACUUUGUGGUAUUAAUAGUCCUAGAGAUAAAUAG
Molecule: messenger RNA, 1431 nt
Organism: Teleopsis dalmanni
Lineage: Eukaryota; Metazoa; Arthropoda; Insecta; Diptera; Diopsidae
Exons: 5
Coding region: 1-1431 (476 amino acids)
Source: RefSeq, a predicted model, not a curated record